Molecule: messenger RNA, 1128 nt
Organism: Hyalella azteca
Lineage: Eukaryota; Metazoa; Arthropoda; Malacostraca; Amphipoda; Hyalellidae
Exons: 2
Coding region: 39-827 (262 amino acids)
Source: RefSeq, a predicted model, not a curated record
CGAAUUAUUUGCUGUUCUACCGUCUCAAAGUAUGCAUCAUGGAAGCCAAUAUGAUUUUCGCUGUGCUCCUGCUGACCAUCGGUUUAUCAGCUGGGCGGCCUGUCGAGUUUUUCGAAGAUGAGACGCCAGUGGAAAACUACCCCGAAUUCAAACAGACCCAUCCCUAUGACGUCCGCAAGUCUUCGGACUUUUUGGAGUCUGUUCCCCACCUGUUCCUCCAUGUUUACGAGCCGCGCUUCAGCUCCGCGGACGAGGAUUCGCUCGAACAGUUUGAAAAUUCUGCCCCCGAUGUCGAGCUUCAAAGAGUCGUUCGCUCAGCCGAACCUGAAGGCAUAGAAGUCUUUGCCAAAGAUCUGAUUGCUGAAGCUGAAAGCACACACACAGACGCCAACGCUGAAGGAAAUCUCGCUGAUGUUGAAGGACAACACCAUGGCACAGAUAACCCUGAAGGCGAGCCUGUCGACGGUCAACCCGCCGACGUAGAAGGAAGAUUCUUCCUUGGGAAACUCUUCGGAAAGGGUCACGUUUCCUCGACGUACAACGAGGCGUACGCUACCCAAUCGGUUGGUUACAACGGAGGCCUGAACGCUAGACCAUACGUUGUGUUGCAAGGAGGAAUAAACGGCGGGCUACCUGGCGUCGGGUACGGUGGUAUACCCGUUAGAUCGCAUGGUGAGCAGCUGGUACAUAGUCGGGAAGAGUACCUCGCCCAGUCCCAUAUCAACUCUGGGUAUAAUAACUUGAACCCUGGCUACUACGUCGGCGGCCCCCCGAUUUACCGCCCAAACUACGUCGUAAAUUAUGGAGAUGGAGGCUAUAGGUGGUAAAAUUACACGUAUAUAACUGUAUAUGGUGCUGACUUUGUAACUUGAUAAAGUAAGUAAGUCAGUCGUAUCGUUCAAGUCGUAGAUCGUGAAAAAGUUCGUCCAAACGUUUAGCAGGCGCAAGCUUUACGCUACCCAGUGUGCUGGGCCUUGAGUGCACUAGGAUGCACUAGUCAGUGUGCGUGUGCUGGUCUAAAUAAAAUGGGACGUAGGAAGUGGAGCUGUCGUAAAUACUUUUAUUGCAUUUUUGACGCCGGAGGUAUCUUCACUUCUGUAAAAAUCUGUAAAUAAAAUGUGAAAUUUU